Messenger RNA from Penicillium coprophilum, 1281 nucleotides. RefSeq lists its product as uncharacterized. NCBI's taxonomy places the organism in Eukaryota, Fungi, Ascomycota, Eurotiomycetes, Eurotiales, Aspergillaceae. The transcript has 4 exons. The record is from RefSeq and is a predicted model, not a curated record. Bases 1 to 1281 code for a protein of 426 amino acids. Gene Ontology annotation, biological process: protein homooligomerization.
AUGGAUACACUCUCUAGCAAAUGUAAUCUGCCUCCAGAGAAAGUCUUCUCUAUCCAAAUUGGUUCCGAAGUAUUUCGUCUCUCGGGUGCUUCAAUCGCCUCUGAUGCUCCAUCCUACUUCUCACGCUUCUUCGAGGAGCAAUUACUCCAUCAAGAUGCUGCCAACAUCAGGACCCUUUAUAUCGAUCGCGAUCCCAUGACAUUCCGUGAGAUCGCUAGGCACCUACAAGGUUACCAUGUCCGCCCUCAAGAUGGCGCGCAAUACGUGAAGUUAUUCGCAGAUGCACAAUUCUAUACAUUACCCCGAUUGAUGUCCCAGAUGUUCGAGUCCGAAUGUUUCAUUCAAAUCGGCGACCGCCACUUCCAGAUCCCUCGCGAUAUCUUCUCAGGUCCCGGUGACGCUCCAAAUUUUUUCACUCUCGGAUUCGCCGCCUUCUUUGCCUCACCGACUGAGGUGUUUCCAGGCCUGGACCGCCAGGGUCUCUUGCGACCUCCGGCCAUUGUCCCCCCAAGCGUUCCGAACCGAUCUGCGGAUGUCUUUGAUGAGCUCCUACAUCUGCUACGCGGGUAUCCGCUACAUAUUAGAAACGAAGAUCAUCGCGCUUCGCUCCUGCGCGACUGUCGUUACUUCCAUCUGCGCGGUUUGGAACAAAAAUUGAUCCCACAUCAGAUAACGACGAAUCCCUUCAGCCAGCGUUUGGAAAUCGUCAUCCGGCUCGAGGAUGUACGACCAUCUGGGAUUCAAUUUACCUUCGACGCGGUUUCUGGGUUGCCUACAGUGGGUGGAAAUGUCACAUACAUGCGCCCAUUUGUAGACGAGAACGCCGCCGAUCUGGUUGUGGAGAUCGGCGACGAGUCUAGUCUGAUCCAUCGGGGGAGCAUGCGUGCUGACUUUCUCGGCCUUUCCAAACAAAGAAUUUCCAGCCUGUUGCAGACUCUAGGGAAAAAAAUGAAGUUGUCUGAUUCACAUCCGCCAUUGGGCCAAGUGCCAAUCAAGGUCCGUGUUGACCGUGAAACUGAUCUCACAGUGGAUGGGGAACAAGACCCUCGGCAUCUGAUGAUACCGAGAGUCAAUGCCGAAGCUGGCACUGAUUGUGUGCCUCCAGCUAAACGUCCACGAGUCGAUGAUACGGACGACGGGCUCUGUGUUGUACGGACAGGACAAUGGCGAUUGCAAGUGCAGAAAGGGUCUACCGGGGCUUACGAGGUGGUCCUGGUUGCUGUCAAAUUGGACGUAUAUACCAGCUCGCAAGUUCGAAACAGGUCACGGAAAUUCCUCUAG